Molecule: messenger RNA, 3190 nt
Organism: Caenorhabditis elegans
Lineage: Eukaryota; Metazoa; Nematoda; Chromadorea; Rhabditida; Rhabditidae
Gene: C13B4.1
Product: DOMON domain-containing protein
Exons: 12
Coding region: 2-3034 (1010 amino acids)
Biological process (GO): regulation of glutamate receptor signaling pathway
Cellular component (GO): membrane
Source: RefSeq, marked reviewed
GAUGAAACUCCAAUUUCUCCUCGUUUUCGCACUAAUUCAACCUUCCUACCAACAAUUCGACGCCUCACAAUGUCAGAUUUCAAAGGGAUGUCAUAUUCCUGAAUCGACCCAGUCUAAUGGAAUGGGUGUCGCUUGGAGCUUGUUGGAUGAUGAGACACUUCUAUUGGAGUUGUUCGUGAAUUCUGAUGAGGAGAAAGGACGUUAUGUGGCUGUUGGGUUUUCGAAUGAUGAGCAUAUGGGCAACGAGCCUGUGAUCGAAUGUUCAGCGAUUGGAAAUCAGAAGCCUUCGAUGAAAUUUUCAUUCGACAAAACGAAUGGAAAAGGAAACGAGAGAAUCGCUGGGGACUACACCGCCCAUUUCUCCAACAACACUGCCGUUUUCGAAAAUGGAGUUCUCUACUGUAAAUCGAAUGUCAAAGUGUCAGGGUCUUCUGAAAAUUCGAAUGUUUUCAAGUUUGACCCUUCUACUCAAUAUCAUUUGCUUCUUGCAAACGGGAAAACUACGGCCAAAGGGCUCGGAUAUCAUAAGGACCAGUCGUCAGUUUCUAGAAAACUUCGACUUUCUGAGAGCUCUCCAGGAUUCGAUCAAUCGGAAUGUGGAAAAACAAAAGGAUGCACAAUGCCUGCAGCGAAUUCGUGCUAUAAUGUCGAUGGGAAUAUCGGAGCAUCGUACCAGGUUAUAAGUGAUAAUCAGAUCGCGUUUGAGAUUUUCGGACCCGCCAAUACGACGGUCAAUGAGAAUGUCUACGUGGCUCUUGGAUUUUCGGAUGAUGAGAAAAUGGCAAACAUAAGUGUGAUCGAAUGCUCAAAUCUUCCAUCAGAAACCGCUCCAACAAUGAAAUUCAGCUAUAACCCCGGCUUCAAAAAUGCCCGAAUCGACGGAGAACCUCCAAUCCGUGCAAAAUUCAUCCAACAAUCAAUUGGCCGAAUCAGCGAUGGCUCAAUAUAUUGUAAAGGAGUUGUGAACGUCGGCGGAGAGGCUGAAAAUCCGCAAAUUUUCAAAUGGAAUAAGAAUCAAGGCUACCAUUUAAUGUUUGCCGCCGGAUUCUCGGCAGACACUGGCCUCACUCAACACUGGGGAUCAUGCGUUUCGAUUCUAACAUUUUUGGAUCAAGUCAACAAUUUGGGCUUUAACGAUGCCACAUGUGGGCUUACAAAAGGAUGUUUCACCCCAACUGACUGCACGGAUGGUUGUGAUGAUAUCCGAUCAUCAUGGUCUCUGUUGAGCGAUAAUCAAAUCCAUGUCGAGCUUACCGGAAAAGUGAACGCCACGAAUAAAUACGUGGCGAUGGGAUUCUCGACGAAUGGAACCAUGGGCAACACGUCAGUCAUUGAAUGCUCGUCUUUUGAUAACUCGAAUUUCUCGAUGACCUUCUCCUAUAACUUAGUUAAUGCUCCUGAUUAUUCGAAUCUGCGAUCAACUUCCGAUGUAUCCGGCUUGUUCACGAACAGACGUGUCCAGUUCGUUGAUGGAGUUCUGUACUGCUCAGCCGAUGUCGCCGUCGUCGGCGAUGCCAACGAUCAAACGGUGUUCAAGUAUGAUCCAGCGACAAAGUACAGUAUAAUUAUGGCAACUGGUGAUACUUCAACGAAGGGAAACGUCAAGGGUUUGGGAUAUCAUAAGAAGAAGCGAAGUGUUGCCCCAUUGCAACUUCUCAGUGAUUAUACGCCACCAACUGCUGCUCCACCGCCAAGUGGGAAGGGAACAUUCGACAGCUCCACGUGUGGUAAAGACAAGGCCUGUUAUACACCGCCCAAUAAUGUUGACACUGUGGCCUAUAAAGUGCUCAACGAUUCCUACAUUGAAUUCGAAAUCUCGUCUACACAGUCAUCAUCUUCUGGAGUCUACACAGCUCUUGGAUUUUCAAAUGAUGGAAAAAUGAAUCCAGCAAAUGUUAUAGAAUGUUCAUCACUGGGCUCCCAACCACUUUCCAUGAAGUUCUCCACGAAUUCCGGAUACUCAAACGACCGGAUUAGUGGUGAAGAAGCGAUUCGAUCACAAUAUAUCACGAAUACUGAAACUUCAUACGUCGACGGAAAAAUUUAUUGUAAAGGAACUGUCAGAUCCGAUGGAAAUUCCAAUGCAGCUAUUUUCAAAUACACACCCAAACAGCAAUAUCAUCUAAUUAUCGCCAAAGGAACCGCCAGCCCGGGAGGGCUAGGCUAUCACGGCACAAAUAGAUACAUAUCGACUGCUCGCCUUCUCACUGAUCUUGGAGCAGGAAAUGAAUCAGGAUCGAGCAAUACCCUUUUAAUUCUACAUGCGAUGUUUAUGACUAUCGCCUGGAUGACUAUGGUCCCGAUUGCUGUGAUUUUUGCGAGAGUUUUGAGAUCUUCAUGGCCAACGACUAAACCAGGAGGAUUGCUUAUAUGGUUCCAUAUUCACCGCGGCGCUAAUCUCAUCGGAAUAGCUCUCAUGAUUGCAGCCUUUGUGCUAAUCUUGAUACAUAAAGAUUGGAAGUUCACUACAAUUGGCUGGGGUGGAAAGCAUGCAAUUAUUGGAAUUAUCGCACUUUGUUUGGCAUGGCUUCAACCAUUUAUCAGUACUCUGAGAUGCUCACCAAAUGAUUCUCGACGUCCAAUUUUCAAUUAUAUCCAUCGAGGAAUUGGUGUCACUGCAAUGGUUCUAGCUACUACUGCCAUAUGUAUUGCUGGAUAUCAUUUUACUGGAGGGAGACACGUCGUUCAGCUCGUUCUAGCGCUUAUUCCAAUUUCCGUGAUCUUUGCAUUAUCAUUGUUCUUUAUAAUUUUCAACAAUGUUGUCGAUGUGGACACAAAGUCAUUUACAAAGACGAACGGAGCUUCGGCCAGAACCGAAGAUAUACCGAUGCGGCCCACUUCGAAAACUGAAUCUGAAACAACUUGGGCCAUUCAGUCCCCGCCAACCAGCACCGAUAGCAACCGGGAGGUGCCUGCCGAGAAGAAGAGGCUUUGGGUGAACCGCUUCCGGGAGUUUGUGGUCUACGGUGCUGUACUGAUUUUCAUCGCUGUUGGCACAAUUCUGUCAGUCUUCUUUGGUACCGGAUUCUCAUAAUUUUAUAUCGCAAAUUUACCAUACGAAACAAUUCUUGUCAGAAAUCUUUCUCUCUUACCGGUGAUAUUUAUGUAUUUUCCUUAUUCUGUGAAUCCUUUUUUAUCAUAUGUAUAUGCAUGAAUAAGCUUUAACUCGAAUCUUCCAAUAAAUUCAUUA